Molecule: messenger RNA, 698 nt
Organism: Wyeomyia smithii (pitcher-plant mosquito)
Lineage: Eukaryota; Metazoa; Arthropoda; Insecta; Diptera; Culicidae
Product: sex-regulated protein janus-A-like
Exons: 2
Coding region: 97-555 (152 amino acids)
Biological process (GO): peptidyl-histidine dephosphorylation
Cellular component (GO): cytosol
Molecular function (GO): protein histidine phosphatase activity
Source: RefSeq, a predicted model, not a curated record
UUUAAUCUUUUGUUAGAUAGUUAAUUUUAGACGUACUAUACGUUACAAUCAUUUUUGCGUUUCGUCUGGUUCUGUUUACUGUUUUGUGGUUUUGUUAUGCUCAUAUUCCCGGUGUUCCAAUAUAUUUUUAGAAAUUGUGUAACUUUACGGGCUGUUAACGUAGGAAUUCGGCAUCGUUGCAUAAUGGUCGAUGCAAAGUUGGAAGCUGUACCGGCGGUUGAAAUCGAUGAAGGUAUUUUCAAGUACAUCUUGAUCAAGGUGUACGGAAAAGAACGAGCUGACGGAAGUGAACCCAGUAAAAAUAUAGUUCGUGGAUUUGCUCGAGCCCAGUGGCACAACGAUAUUUACGAGGAGGUCAGCAGUUCCUUGGCCGGUCUAGGGCUGGAAACCGAGUGCCUCGGUGGAGGACGAAUCGAACACCGGCCGGACCAGAAACUUAUCAAAGUUUACGGUUACUCUCAAGGGUACGGAAAAGCGGACCAUCAAGAGACGAGACGAAUUCUGCUGACCAAAUACGGCGGUUUUCAGAUAGAGACGUCCGAUGAAGGGUACUAGAUCCGAAACCCGCUCAAGCGUUUUAAUAAAAUUUAUCUUGUUUUGAAUCUGUAAAUUUGCGUAUUUAGUCAUCCGGUAAUUUAUGCUUCUACUUAUACUUUCACUUUAGAAUAUCGUCAAAUAAAUGCUAGUUAAAGCGAGAA